AUUCUGUGAAAGUAGUUGGUCGGCCAACGUUUUCCUCACAAAAACAAAACACGUGUUCUUAGCAGUGGAUGUUCAGCAGCUGACGGAACAAACAAACAAACCUGUUUAACAUAGCAUCAAAUCUUUUUCACUAAAAUGUCGUCUCCAACAUGUAGCUGUGCUGAACACGUCAGAAAACUCACACAGCAGGCGUCAGUGAUGAGAAGAGAGAUCAAAAACCUCAGACAGCAGAUGGAUGGAGCCAUUCGAGCACAUAAGAAGCAGAUGUCAUCCCUUCAGUCCACGCUGACAGGCUAUAAACACCAAGAACCUGCACACUCAGUGAACAGCAGCCCAGCUCCUGCUCAGAUCAGGCAGUUAUUGGAGCAAGGACGUAUUCAUACGAUACCGAUUGGAUACAUCAACUCGUGUUUUGCUGUCAAAAAUGGUACUCCACGACAACCCACCGUAUGCAGUUCUUCUCGGGCCAGCUUAAAGAUCCAGCCCUCUGUCUUCAAUAACCCUGAGCAUUCUUUAGUCGGCCUAGAACAAUACUCCCAUAUCUGGAUCAUUUUCCUCUUCCAUAAAAACGGGCAGAUGAGCUACAAAGCCAAAGUAAAGCCGCCCCGUCUGAAUGGCCGGAGGGUGGGGGUGUACUCCACCCGCAGCCCCCACAGGCCCAAUGCUUUGGGACUGACCUUGGCUAAGCUGGAAGGAAUCACAGAGGAUACACUUCACUUGUCUGGCGUCGAUAUGAUUGCUGGAACACCUGUGCUAGACAUCAAGCCAUAUAUUCCAGAUUACGAUUCUCCAAAAACAAGAAGAGAUGAUACCAACCGUGAAUACAGACCAGCAUCGCCGUCCACAGACUCUCAGAUGCCCCUGGAUCUAGAUGAAGAAGCAAACGGCUCAGAGAGAUCAUCCGAACCCUCCUCGGAGAUCAGAGCUUGUUCAUCUGGAGCUUCGGCAGAAAGGUUUGGAUCCGGUGAUGUGACUGAUGUGUUAGCAGAGGUGAAAGACUAUGUCAAACAGCAACAGCUUUUCACUGAAAGUCCAGAAGACCGACAAACAGAUUCUCCUGAAUGCGCUUCAGUGACAACGACCCGUCUGAGUUCAUCCAGUCUUAAGUUUGGAUGCGAGGACUACGGUACCAUCGCUGCCUGGGUCAGGGCACCCCCCGUCAGCGACCUAGAUGUGCGCUUCACCGCAAAUGCUGAGCAAGAGCUCAAAGAGUUUGUGCCCUGUGACAGUACAGACCGUACAAGACCAAAGUUCCGGUUCUUGAAAGGAGCAGAAGAAGCAGUGGAAGCCAUCAGAGGUAUUCUGUCAGCCGACCCUAGAUCAGUAUAUCGCCGCACACGCUGUCAGGACCGCCUGUUCUUCUUCACCCUGGAUACAGCUGACAUCACCUGCUGGUUUGGAGAUGGUUUUGCUGAGGUUGUGAGAGUCAAACCAAUGCAGAGGGAAGAACUCACAAAUGUCGUCUGAGAUUUGUCAAACCCCUGCGUUUGCAGGAAUAAAUAGCAAUGAAUAAUUUAGCAAAAACUGUAAAUUCUAUAAACAUUUACUCGCCCUCAUAUCGCGCCAAAAACUUCAUUUUUUCUGUGGAACGUACGGUUUCUCAUACAAUGGAAGUCAGUGGUCACCAGAAUUGUUUGCUUACCAUGAUUCUUCAAAAUAUCAGCUUUUGUGUUGCACAGAAGAAAAGGUCAGUAAUGUCUUUUUCAUUUUUGGGCAAACUAUCCCUUAAUUUGUGUUUAUGGAAUAAUGAUUAAAUGGUCUGCUGCGCUAUUAGCUAAAGGAAAUUGCGAAUACUGUCUUAAACCAGACUGAUCCAGUAUUCUCAACUAAUUUACUAAAACAUAAUUUUAUAGAUAUUUUUAUGGUUUUCAGCAUAGGUCUAAAUGUUACCACUAAAUAUUAUCACGCUGUCUUUAGCAAGCAACUAUAUUGUUAUAAUUUCAUAGUGCCGCAAUGAUAAUUUGUGUAUGGUUAUUUAUUGCAUUUUAAUUUGUUAAAUGUUCCAGUAAUGUGCUGGGUUUAUUAAAGGUGCCGCAUGAAAUUAAAGCAUAAAAUAUCAUGAUAUGUUUACAAGUACUGUAUUCAGGAAAGAUGCUAAGCUCAUAUGCACAAUUCUGCAGCUAUUUAUUGUUCUCUAAAAUGGCAUUUCUCUCAGAAAGUCUGCUUUUGUUAGUGAUUUCAAGCACUGCCAGUGUAACCGGUAUUAUUUUGACACCCUGGGUGGUCAGUUGGCAAUAAAAACAGCGUAUUGCA
Molecule: messenger RNA, 2253 nt
Organism: Puntigrus tetrazona (Sumatra barb)
Lineage: Eukaryota; Metazoa; Chordata; Actinopteri; Cypriniformes; Cyprinidae
Gene: trmo
Product: tRNA methyltransferase O
Exons: 6
Coding region: 136-1467 (443 amino acids)
Source: RefSeq, a predicted model, not a curated record